This is a messenger RNA of Symbiodinium sp. CCMP2456, 252 nucleotides long. Lineage: Eukaryota; Dinophyceae; Suessiales; Symbiodiniaceae. The record is from the annotation of a GenBank genome assembly.
GACGGGACUGGAAGAGAUACAUACAUCCUGCUCGACCAGGACUUCAAGAAGGGCUUCCGCGAGCCCCCCGCGGAGUUCAUGUUCGACUUGCGCUCGGGAGGGACCAGGGGUUCCCAUGCCAAAGGCUACCAGCGCUGGUUCAACCCAUCAAAGAGGAGUACAGCCUUUGCGCCAAAGGUGCCGGGCCCUGUCGUGCAGCUGCCGUCCAAGGCCGCGAGCCGAUCAGUCUCCGUACCCAAGAAGCUACCACAG